Messenger RNA from Oryctolagus cuniculus (rabbit), 3275 nucleotides. The record is from RefSeq and is a predicted model, not a curated record. Lineage: Eukaryota; Metazoa; Chordata; Mammalia; Lagomorpha; Leporidae.
UAGCCUAGUGAGCCGUGGCGCCAGCCAAGCCUGUAUUCUUUUUAAAUUACCUGGUCUCAGAUAGUCUGUUGUAACUACAGAGGAUGGACUAAGGCAGCGUGAAAGGCACAAAUCUAGUUUCGUUUCUUUCCUCUAUAAAGCUACCCAGUUGUCUCAACAUCUGUUAUUGAUCACAAAAUCAAUCUUUUCUUCUUGUCGGUUUCAACAGCACCUUUAUCCUAUGCUACAUUUCCACAUGUGUUUGCAUCUAUUUCUGGAGCUUCCCUUCUGUUCCUCCCCUUUGUCUGUUCAUGUAACAACAGACAAUGCCGGCUUUAAUUGUGGCUGCUUCAUUAAUUUUUUUUUUUUUUGACAGGCAGAGUGGACAAUGAGAGAGACAGAGAGAAAGGUCUUCCUUUUUGCCGUUGAUUCACCUUCCAAUGACCACCGCACCGCGCUGAUCCGAUGGCAGGAGCCAGGUACUUAUCCUGGUCUCCCAUGGGGUGCAGGGCCCAAGCACUUGGGCCAUCCUCCACUGCACUCCCGGGCCACAGCAGAGAGCUGGCCUGGAAGAGGGGCAACCGGGACAGAAUCCGGCGCCUCGACCCGGGCUCGAACCCGGUGUGCCGGCGCCACAAGGUGGAGGAUUAGCCUAUUGAGCCACGGUGCCGGCCAUUAAUUUUUUUUAAUUUUAGUAUUUUCUACCCUAUCCCUCCAAGGUUCCUUUACUAGUGGGUUCCUUCUCUCUGAAGCUCCUAUAUUCAUUAUCUAACUGUUACCACUUAGCCAGUCAUCUUCAACCUUAGCCCCUUGGAAAUGUGUUUUCUCACCAUCUGAGAGUGCACAGGCCCAAGCCGGAAUGCCUGAUUUUUUGUAUCCUCAUCUCAGAAGUAAUGGACAGAUCAUUUCUUCGGCCACCUGGUCUGAUGGGACAGGUGGCUGCAUGCAGUGUGAGUGCCAGCAGCAGGGGACAAGGUCAUCGCAGAGUCUGGCAACAACCUCAGUCCUGGCAGCUGUCACCCACUUUAUGAAGCUGCUUCCCCCUAAGACCUCUGCCCUUCUCUUGAGCUCUGGGCGGCUUUCCCCGAUGGCAGGGCCACCUCCUUGGGAACACACCGUGUGCCUCUCCAUUUGGCUUUCCCAUGCUUGCCUGUGGUGCCCCUGAGCCUCACACCUACUUCCUGAUAGGCUGCAAGCAUUUUUGACAGGCAGAGUGGACAGUGAGAGAGAGACAGAGAGAAAGGUCUUCCUUUUCUGUUGGUUCACCCCUCAAUGGCUGCUGCGGCCAGAGCCAGGAGCCAGGUGCUUUUCUUGGUCUCUCAUGUGGGUACAGGGCCCAAAGACUUGGGCCAUUCUCCACUGGACUCUGGGGCUACAGCAGAGAGCUAGACUGGAAGAGGUGCAACCGGGACAGAAUCCGGCGCCCUGACCGGGACUAGAACAGGUGUGCCAGCGCCGCGGACGGAGGAUUAGCCUAGUGAGCCGCGGCGCUGGCCACUGCAAGCAUUUUUAAAAUGGAUUUUUGUAAGGCACAGUGCUUGCAUUAUUUUGGCAUUUGUCAUUCUCGACACAGUGCCUAGCAUGAAGUAGGUGCUCAUGAAACACCUGGGCACAGGUGAGAGCCUGGGUGGUGUGCAGACACCUGGAGCUUUCCAGCCAUGGGUCCUGGAGGGUGCUAGGGCCCUGACCUAGGGAAGCUUUGGGGCUGGGGCCUGUGGCCUCUUUGUGGCCUUGUAUCCAGCCCUGCCCCUCCAGCCAGCUGGGCCUGCAGCUGCCCGUCCCACCCUGUGCUUACAGAGUGGGGCUUGGAGCCUGCUUUGGACCCACGCAUCUGUCUGUUUCCCCAGAUGACAGCAUCUCUGGGGGCAGCCAGACCACGGGGAAGGGUCCCUGGUGAGUGGUGCGUGUGGCGUCUGCAGUACAUGACUCACCUCAAGUCCUGCACUUUCUCCCUCCUCUGCUGUGGGUGAGGCCUCUCCCCCUCUCCCCCCUCCCCUGCCUCCCUCUGAUUCUGGGAAUGGGACUACACAUUCUGGGAAUCCUGGGGUUUCCAGAUAGAAAUCAGCAGUGCCUUGUGCAGCCCGCAGCUUCCUCCCUCCUCACACUCAGCCGCAGACUCCCGCAGAGGCGCUUCUCACCUGCAGCCAGCAGGGAACAUGCUGCGUGCAGUGGCCCGGGCGCCCUGGAGUUUGUGUCGUCCCAGUGCUGGGCUCUUUGUGAGGAUGCACAGCAGUGUGAGAGCCCCCAAGCGCAUCCUGGCUGACCGAGUGGCUGUGGUCACCGGGUCCACCGCCGGGAUCGGCUUGGCCAUCGCCCGGCGUCUGGCCCAGGAUGGGGCCCACGUGGUCAUCAGCAGCCGGAAGCAGCAGAACGUGGACCGGGCGGUGGCUGCGCUGCAGGGCGAGGGGCUGAGUGUGACGGGCACCGUGUGCCACGUGGGGAAGGCUGAGGACCGGGAGAGGCUGGUGGCCACGGCCCUGGAGCACUGGGGAGGUGUGGACUUCCUGGUGUGCAAUGCUGCUGUCAACCCUCUGGUGGGGAGCACGCUGGGGGCCAGCGAGCAGGUGUGGGACAAGAUCCUGAGCGUGAACGUGAAGUCCCCAGCUCUGCUCCUGAGCCUGCUGCUGCCCCACAUGGAGCGGAGGGGGAGCGCUGCCGUCGUCCUGGUCUCUUCCAUUUCGGCGUACAUGCCUCAUGUGGAGCUGGGAGCCUACAACAUCAGCAAGACUGCCCUGCUGGGCCUCACCAGGACCCUGGCAUUGGAGCUGGCCCCCAGGGACAUCCGGGUGAACUGCCUCGUCCCAGGGCUGAUUGAGACGGACUUCAGCAAAGUGUUACACAAAAACAAGGCUUUCUGGAACCUCUUUAAGGAAAACCAGAAGCUGCAGAGGAUCGGGCAGCCGGAGGACUGCGCGGGACUUGUGGCCUUCCUGUGCUCCCCAGAUGCCAGCUACAUCACCGGCGAGAGCAUCGCGGUGGCCGGCUUCUCCCCUCGGCUCUGAGAGGCUGGGCGUGGCUGUGCCACCAUGGGCCUGGCUUGGGAUGGAAGCAGCAGCGGUGGCAGCCGCGGUGGUUUGGGGACUCACUCAUCCAAGGCUUGAGGAGGCAGGCGCCUCCUGCACGUGGCCAGGGCAUUCGGUGGACCUUGGUGUGGGGCCGUGUGUGGGACUGAAUGGUUUCAGGGGCUGGUGCUUUGGGGGAACUUCAAGGGCAAAGAGUAGGGGUGGGGGUCUCAGCUGCUUCUCUCUGUAAUUUGUUGCUUUGGACACGUUUUUCCUAAAAUAAAUUCAAAUGUG